Molecule: messenger RNA, 1002 nt
Organism: Sphaeroforma arctica JP610
Lineage: Eukaryota; Ichthyosporea; Ichthyophonida
Exons: 6
Coding region: 1-1002 (333 amino acids)
Biological process (GO): lipid metabolic process
Molecular function (GO): phosphoric diester hydrolase activity
Source: RefSeq, a predicted model, not a curated record
AUGGUUGGCCUGGAACUACAGGAGGAUGCCAUUCCCGACCCCUUGAACUUGGGAUUUGUAGAACCUAUUGAGGCCAACUUGCAAGCUCUAGAAGACGAGGUGCUGAGUGUAUUUUCACGUGAUCAAUUGAUCACGCCCAACCUCUUGCUGAAAAAUGGAGAGACCACGAUCAAUGCCGGGCUGAAGGCAAACGACUGGCCAACACUGGCGGAGUGUAGGGGCAAGAUCAUGUUCACUUUACAGGGCAAUCGUAUAACCGAGGGAAACCGUUACCCAGGAAACCUAGGGCCGCUGAGUGACCGGAUAUUUUUCCCUGACUCCAACCCUGACUCAGACAAUGGUGCUUAUGUAGUCAGGAACGACCCAGUCAACAGCCAGCGAGAUAUAACACAACUGGUACAAGACAACUAUCUCGUACGCACACGGGCCGAUGCAGACACGGUCGAGGCACGCAAAGGUGCAGUAGAUCGCCGCACUCUUGCCAUUGCUAGUGGUGCACAGUUUGUUUCUACAGACUAUCCCCAACCAAUGUCGGUACCAAAUAUCGAUUUCGGAUCGGGCUACGCUGUUAAUUUGCUGGCACGAUGUAAUCCUGUGACGGGCCCAGCGAACUGUCAAGUGACUCUGCUCACUCAAGCGCCGGUAACACCACAGAACAUCACUGUUCCCCGAGCCCCAACAGACGGGGGACUGGGUCUGGGCGAUAGCCUUAGUGGGGGUAUCAAACUGGACCAAGUUUUGAUAGCACUCGCAGAGGCCAUCCAGGGAAAUGAUAGCUCGACGUGGACUGAUGUUGAGAACGGCUAUGUGGCAUUGGCUUACGAACCAAGCUCAAGCGCACAGACCAUGCACAACAUGCCCCGAAUUGCGUCUUCCUCAGAGUUCAAUGACAACUCCGACUAUAUCAUGGGGCUGGUAUACAUAGCCAUUCCAUUCCUUGUUAUCGGUAUGAUAGGUGGUACGGAUGUGACAAGCUUCGGAAUGAAGUUGAUUGUGGUGUAG